Molecule: messenger RNA, 1378 nt
Organism: Dermacentor andersoni
Lineage: Eukaryota; Metazoa; Arthropoda; Arachnida; Ixodida; Ixodidae
Source: RefSeq, a predicted model, not a curated record
CGGCUUGUUUGCUGGCUAGUAAGCAAAAGUUAUGCCAAUAACUGCUUUACGCCAUCUGUAUGCUCAUUCUUGACUUUCUGGAUCCACUUUUUUUUGUUAUUUAUUUUUCUUUGACAUGUCGCAAAGACUUCUGGAUCGGUUUGGCUCGUAAUUUUCGGCUCCAUCUAAAUCCAAAAUCGAAGGCGCUUCAACAAGAUAAACAAAUCGCAGACGGGGACAGGGCCUACGAGAAGUGCCGAGCUCUGGUAUGCUUUCUGCCAGGAUUUUACCAUUUUUAACGUCACGGUGACGGCGCCUAAACGCUCGAGCGACGUACUUCGCUGCUAUGGAGCGACACAAGGCGAUUCCGGACCCGCGAUGCUAAAUGACCUUCGAGCAACGUUGCAGUUGACAGUGCGUCGCCACCAUGUUCAAGCUAAAGGAGUUGGCCCGAUGGUUGGGCAUGACGGUGUUCGAAAUGUUCGUGCACCUCGUUUCCAUCACUCUCUUCUCUGUCAUGGUCGUCCUCAAGCUGGACAAGGCGUUCGACGUGUCCUGGUGGACGGUGUUUGUGUCGCUGUUCAUCUGCGAUGGUUUGAAUGCUUAUUUUUGCGUUAUCGUGUUCAUACGACAGUACAUCGAAGGCGUGUACAAGGCUGGUGCCUUUCGCGCCGUCUGGAGCUUUAUGCAACUGCUGCUGAUGUUUCUGUUUAAGUUACUCUUGUGCCUCAAGGCCGAAGGACAAAAGAGUAGCCUCGUGUACUCGGAAGUAUUUGCGCCGCUGUUUAUUUUGCUGAUGCUCGUCAUGGUGCGUGCCUGUCAUCUGCAUUGACAUGUGUUAGGAUUUUUUAAGUGACGUUUCUUGGAAGAGCGCGAGCCACGUCUGCGUAGGGCCGCUGCGUCGUCUGCGUAUCUUCACAGUGUAUCGUCUGUGGGCCAGUGCUGCGUCGUUUGCUGCUGUUAUCUCGUUGUACAAAGCUAACGAACGUUCCAUAACUCUUGUUUGCGAGAUUUAUUUACUUAUUUUUUGCGUUGCCCUCUUUAACUUGUCAGAGUCCUGUGAAUAAGGCAAAUGAUAUGUCCCGAAAACAUGUCAUUUGCUCGAUUGUCUCGACUACAUACAAAGUCAACGGAAUGCUGUUUAUAAAGUGCUGUUGCACUUAGUCGUCUUGCUUUGCAGUGAUAGCUGCAUGUGUUUUGCGGGCUGUUUUUGGUUAGUGACUUGAGCGUUGCACGUCUGUUUCACGAAAGAACUGUGUGAGCCAUCGUUUUCUAGUGUACAAAGAGUAUUUAUUGCUAUCUUGACCUCUUUUAAUGUAGUCAGAAGCUUGCAGCCACAAGUACGAUGCCCUAAGAUUCUUUUGACUGAAGUCUGCAUGUAAUAAAAACAAUUUCUUCA